Misgurnus anguillicaudatus (oriental weatherfish) is the source of this 2111-nucleotide messenger RNA. RefSeq names its product serine protease 35 (gene prss35). NCBI's taxonomy places the organism in Eukaryota, Metazoa, Chordata, Actinopteri, Cypriniformes, Cobitidae. The record is from RefSeq and is a predicted model, not a curated record. Gene Ontology annotation, molecular function: serine-type endopeptidase activity. Gene Ontology annotation, biological process: proteolysis.
UGAAAACAUUGGAUAGACGAGUCUUUAGUUAAAGCUUUAUUUAGAAUCUCAUGAUUCAUUAUGGUGAAGUGCUGAACUAGACACUACAAGUUGACUUUUCUCCGCUCCAUCGUUGGAGAGCAUGAUGGUCCCUCCCUCCCAUUUACGAGAUCCUUUGUGAAAAUUUUGUUGGGACUUUUUCCUCCCAUUCCCUUAAACGUCAAGUGUAAUCCCUACCGAGGACUUCGUCUCUGUGCUCUCUCUGUCUUGAAGGUGGAGCAGAUAUGAGAAGAAACGGACUAUCACCCAACAAGAAGAACUUUGAGAUGAAGUAAAUUUAGAUCUCUCUAAACACGGGUUCAUUUUUAAUAACACACCCCUUUGAGGAUUAAACAAAUCCAUAAAUCGAAUGAUAGCAGGGGUUUCUCUGCAAUGGGCCCGGUACCCUUAAAACUCCUGCUUUCCAUCUUGGCACUGGCUGCGCUCGUGGCCGCAGCAGUGGACGAUGCCACGGGUGACGAUGAGUGGCCGCAAAAGAAGGUACCACUGCUACAAGAAAAGCGCACGGUGCGUCUGGACAGCUCGGGGUUUUCGGCUAAACCAAAGGGCGAGCUCCACGGCAUAUGUGGCAUUGAGUGCCAGCGGGGUCUCCCGGAGCCCAGCCUGCACGAUCUGGAAAAGCUGCUCUCCUAUGAAACGAUGUACGACAACGGAACGCGAACGCUCACCACCGUCACUGUACGGGAGCUGAACGCGAGCGAAGACUGGGCGCAAAGCUUUCCAUCGCGCGCCCGGCGCAGACGAGAGGUGUACGGCACUGACACGCGCUUUACCAUCGCCGACAAGCAGUACUCCCUGAAGUAUCCCUUCUCCACAUCGGUCAAGAUCUCCACGGGAUGCUCUGGAGUGCUGGUGUCCCCUAAACACGUGCUGACGGCCGCGCACUGCAUCCACAAUGGCACGGAUUACCUGGACGGAGUGCAGAAACUCAACGUCGGUGUGCUUAAAGAUCGAUCUCGACGUAGGAAAGGAAGGAAAGGGAAAGGUAGGAAAGGAAAAGGGCAGAGAAAGAAUAAAGAAGAGGAAAUGGAAGAAAAUGAAGAAGUUACGGAGAAGCAAGAACGUAAGGGCAAAGGCAAAGGAAGGAGGAACCGUAGCAGGCGAAGCGCAGUUUCCGAGCCUCCAUCGUUCCGCUGGACGCGCGUGAAACAGAUGCAGAUUCCCAAGGGUUGGUUUAAAGGCAUUUCUGAAAGCGUCGUGGCCGAUUACGAUUACGCCAUUCUGGAGCUUAAAAGGGCCCAGAAGACCAAAUACAUGGAUCUAGGAAUCAUACCCUCCAUUAAAAAGCUACCAGCUGGACGCAUCCACUUCUCAGGUUUCGACGAUGACCGACCGGACAACCUGGUGUACCGCUUUUGCUCCGUAUCGGACGAGUCCAACGACUUGCUCUAUCAGUAUUGUGAUGCCAAACCCGGAUCCAGCGGUUCGGGUGUCUACAUUCGCCUCAGAGAACCCGGAGAGAAGAAGUGGAAGAGGAAGAUCAUCGGGGUUUUCUCGGGUCACCAGUGGGUGGAUGUGAACGGUGUGCAUCAGGAUUACAAUGUGGCGGUGCGCAUCACGCCGCUGAAAUACGCACAGAUCUGCCAUUGGGUUCAUGGUGACUCCAGCAAGUGUCAGGGAACCUAAAAACUCCAACAGUCACCUCCCAUCAAUUCUAGCACCUCCCAUUUGUGCACUUCACAAAGUACACAAACGGAUGCAUUCAUCAGUGAAGUAUUCUAAGUAAGGCUCUUUUGAUACCUUAAUUUAUUUUAUGAGACACUUUUUGUUUGAAUCAAUUAGAUCAAAUGGAUUUCAGUCUGUCUUAAUGAGAAUGAUCUCUUUAUUAUUUUAAAUCAGAAAGUGUUGUUUUGCAAUGGGAGGCAUUUCUUGUCUGUAUUGACAUAGAUGCAUAGAAGUUAGAUUUGACACAGAAAAAAAAAUUUUUUUUUCUGAGAGAAGCAGCUUGUUUAUUUGUGGAUUUAUCUUAGUAAUGAUACGGGCAGGUUUUUAAAAAUCUUUUUUGUUGUUGUUUCCAUCAUCAUAUAGAUGUUAUAGUUGUGUGUCUUUGAUUUCAUAAACUGUAAACUGUC